This is a messenger RNA of Erigeron canadensis, 318 nucleotides long. RefSeq names its product protein CLAVATA 3. The coding region runs from base 1 to 318 and encodes 105 amino acids. Lineage: Eukaryota; Viridiplantae; Streptophyta; Magnoliopsida; Asterales; Asteraceae. The record is from RefSeq and is a predicted model, not a curated record. The transcript is spliced from 3 exons. Gene Ontology annotation, molecular function: receptor serine/threonine kinase binding.
AUGGCUUUUGCAUUCAAAUCACUUUCUUUCUCUUUCAUUUUGUUACUUUGCGUGCUUUUUCUCUUACAAAUCUCUUGGGGUAUCUAUGGUGCAGAAAAGACCAUCUCAUGUGACCCUUCUAUGAAAGUUAUGGGUAACAGGAAGUUGUUGGUGGUGAAUGGUUUGGAAGCAAAGCAAGAAGUUUUGAAGAUAGAUGGGAAGAAGAGUACUAGGAAAGAGGACCAAUAUUAUGUGGGUUGGGAACUAAGGGCAGCACCAUUGGGCCCAGACCCACUUCACCAUCAUGGUGCUGACCCAAAGAAGCCAAGAACUCCUUGA